AUGACGCCACAGCAGGGAUCAAAUAAAGCAGUUUCAGGGCUUUUGGCACGUCCAGUAUACUGUGUGACUCUACUAGUAACCGCUAGUAGCAUCCAGAAAUAUAUAUAUAACCCCUUAGUGAGUACACUGGGAAUAAUAAGAAUUAGUUUGGCUAUCCAUUGCACCAAAAGAGGGGGUAGCCAAACCUCAAAACGUCACAUUGGCGCCCAACUAGUUUUUGGCACUCAUCAGGAGAUAGUGCAGAAGAAUUAUGUGACACUAGAAAGAAAAUUAAACCGACAACGCAGACCGAUAGCCGAGACGGGAAGUAUAGCAGUGACAACGCUUGACACCAACACCAGGAACCACCCAACGCCAAGCCAGGAGCAGCAGGAGAAAUUUGGGACAGGACAACUCGCCAACAGCGCAGAGACAACAAACGAGAUCCGGGACAACAGGAUGAAUAUCGGACUACUGACAAUCGUCAUGGGACUCGCGCUCGCAGGGAGCCCGGAAACUCCAGGCGUGGAGAUCACACGAUUAGAGGGAGGAAACGGAAUCCUAACCACUAAAUAUGCGAACCUGCGAAUCUAUCACACGGUGUGGAAUAUGAUUACACAUAUCGACAUAACAAAAUUCCUAGAGAAAAAACAAAUCCUCACACGACACUGGUUGGGAAUGAAAGGGAUCUGUACCCAACUACGAGGCAAUUGUAAUUUUGAAGACCAAUUAGACCAGGUAAUUAAUAGGCUCGAUAUAUUAGACGGUACUCAUCGACACAUGAGAGAAUUGUUAGCAGAAACACCGGAGAGAUCGAAACGAGCGGUCCUCGGAUUUGUCGGGAAAAUAAGCAAGAUUCUUUUCGGGACAAUGGACGAAGAUGACGCGGACUAUUACGACCAAUACAUAGAAUCCCUACAGAACACAACUAGGGAAACCCUAGCCCUUCUGGCGAAUCAAACGCACAUUAUUCGAUCCGAAUUCGAAUCAAUCCACCAAACUAUUCAAGGUCUAACUAAAGAAAUUAAGACCUUGAACGCGACAGUCUACGUAGCCAUCGGAAACAUCCUCGAACGUAUCGACACUAUAGGGAUUAAUGGGAAAAUGGCGAGCCUUAUAUCAGCCUUCGAUGCGGAACUGAGCGAAUAUGAGCUCGACACCCAAAUGCUGAUUAACGCCAUCCUAUUCGCGAAAAGAGGACAAUUGCACCCGUCAAUUAUGUCGCCAGAAAAUAUCCUGGACGCGGCUAACGAAGUAAUUCAACAUAAUCGGGGGGCGGAGUUCCCGGUCCCCCUAGAAAUCCCAUAUAUCACCGAAUUAUUAAAACUCGCGGAUCUGACGGCCUAUUUUCAUAAGGAAAAGGUCGUAUUCGUCAUCACGAUACCGAUACUUGAGCUAACAAAAUAUAUCGUGUAUAGACACUUGACAUUGCCGACAAAAAUUAACAAUACCUCAACGUCUCUAGUGGCCUUUAUAACGCCAAGUUAUCCCUACACCGCUAUUUCGGAGGAAGCCAAUACGUAUCUCAAGCUUGACAGUGAAGACAUCAACCACUGUAAAACGGGAAUGAUCGGCCUUAUAUGCAAGACCGCACGACCCCUAUACGAGGUCAAUGGGAACAAGGAUUGUGAGGUACAAAUGAUCUCCAAUCCCCGUUUUUCGAGCUCCGAAAUAUGCGAUGUACGGGUAAAAUCAAUGGACCGAACAUAUUGGGCCCGAAUAGGAAAUUCCAACACAUGGGUUUUUUCCGUCGUCACGGAAGACGAAAUACGGGUAAAAUGCACAAGACGCGAACCCGCCACGAUCAUCAUUACGGGAACCGGAACAGUCACCCUAGCGCCGGACUGCGAGAUUCGAUCGCGAUCCGUCACCCUCACCCCAUUCCAAGAACUGACGUCGAAGUUCGACCUAAAAUUCGUGGACCGAGCCGUCUUCGACAUACCGACCCUACUAAACAAGACAAUACGCGGACUCGGACCGAACAAUUUGACGGAAAUCUUAGGCGAUAUAGGCCUACUACAAACGGUACAGGUUGGACAGAACGACGAGGACAGCGUCACAAGGGACAGUCUCGGCCUGCAAGUCAUUAUCGAUAAAGCCCGAGCGCUGUCCAGGCAAGGGGAUACAAACAGAAGACUGAGGAGGGUUGAACACGGGUUAGGAUACGCGGGGAUUUCGCUAGGAAUUCUUGGGGUGAUUGCCGCGGCAUGUUGGAAAUUCUCCCUAUGGUGGAAGGUCGCGACGCUAUGUGGGGGAGUUAGGUUUUGUUCAGGUACUCGAAACAGGGAGAACGAGCCCCACCAACCGAGAACCAGGACCCCAUCGCCGCAGGCGCCACCACGACGAUCACGCACGAGAAAAACAAACCAAGAAGUACACCUUCCGAUGAAGACGCUCGCUCGAGGAGUACGACCGGGGCCUACAGCCACCAUCACGGAGAUUGUGGAGCUGGACGAACACUUGGAGCCUGUCGAACCAAGUCGCCCAGUCGAGACAGCCGCCCCCCUCACCACUCAGCUUGCGCUGAUUCCCCAAAAUCGAGUCACGCACACCCAACAAUAUCAGGCCCUUCCGAUGAUCAUCGGGCCGCCGGAACGAACAGGAGCCCAGGGCUGGCAGAUCGUCAGCCCAUACUGGAACGGGGAGACGUCUUACUCCAGACCACCCCUCCAACACGACCUGGGAGGAUGGACUUUAGCAAUAAGAAAACUGGUAGCAAUAGUUUUAUCAGGGGAGUGUGACGUAUUGGCCUCCGCCAAUGCGUCGUUUUUGAAAAUCGAUGCCCAGACAUGGAACCCCAACCAACACCAGAGAAAAUUAAACCGACAACGCAGACCGAUAGCCGAGACGGGAAGUAUAGCAGUGACAACGCUUGACACCAACACCAGGAACCACCCAACGCCAAGCCAGGAGCAGCAGGAGAAAUUUGGGACAGGACAACUCGCCAACAGCGGUACCGGAGACAACUCAGCGCCAAACCUGAAAAAUAAAAUCAUCAUUAGCAGAGACAACAAACGAGAUCCGGGACAACAGGAUGAAUAUCCGACUACUGACAAUCGUCAUGGGACUCGCGUAAGUACUGAACAAGCUUAA
Diachasmimorpha longicaudata is the source of this 3072-nucleotide messenger RNA. RefSeq lists its product as uncharacterized. Lineage: Eukaryota; Metazoa; Arthropoda; Insecta; Hymenoptera; Braconidae. The record is from RefSeq and is a predicted model, not a curated record. The transcript is spliced from 8 exons. Bases 1 to 3072 code for a protein of 1023 amino acids.